Molecule: messenger RNA, 1492 nt
Organism: Macaca mulatta (Rhesus monkey)
Lineage: Eukaryota; Metazoa; Chordata; Mammalia; Primates; Cercopithecidae
Gene: SERPINB10
Product: serpin family B member 10
Biological process (GO): negative regulation of endopeptidase activity
Molecular function (GO): serine-type endopeptidase inhibitor activity
Source: RefSeq, a predicted model, not a curated record
AAGUUUCCCAACUCUUCAGCCACAAUCUCUUACUACAGGAGCAAAUUGCCUAUUCUGCUCCAGUGGAAGAAAACCAGGUUUCCUCAAUGGACACUCUAGCAACAUCAAUCAACCAGUUUGCCUUGGAGUUGAGCAAAAAGCUAGCUGAAUCUGCUCAGGGUAAAAAUAUUUUCUUUUCUUCCUGGAGCAUCUCAACUUCCUUGGCCAUGGUAUAUUUGGGCACAAAAGGCACCACUGCAGCCCAAAUGGCCCAGGUGCUUCAAUUUAACAGAGACCAGGGAGUCAAAUCCAGCCCUGAAAGUGAAAAAAAAAGGAAAAUGGAAUUCAACUUGAGCAACUCGGAAGAAAUACACUCUGAUUUCCAUACGCUUAUCUCAGAAAUCCUCAAGCCCAACGAUGACUACCUACUUAAAACAGCCAAUGCGAUAUAUGGUGAGAAAACGUAUCCAUUUCACAAUAAAUAUUUAGAAGACAUGAAAACAUAUUUUGGUGCAGAGCCUCAGUCUGUUAACUUUGUGGAAGCUUCUGACCAAAUCAGAAAGGAGAUCAACUCUUGGGUUGAAAGACAGACCGAGGGUAAAAUCCAGAAUCUCCUACCCGAUGACUCUGUGGAUUCCACAACCAGGAUGAUUCUGGUGAACGCCCUGUACUUUAAAGGAAUCUGGGAACAUCAAUUCUUAGUGCAAAACACCACAGAAAAGCCUUUUAGAAUAAACGAGACUACAAGCAAACCAGUGCAAAUGAUGUUUAUGAAAAAAAAGCUUCAAAUUUUUCACAUAGAAAAGCCACAAGCAGUGGGCCUUCAACUCUACUACAAAAGCCGUGACCUCAGCCUGCUUAUCCUACUGCCAGAAGACGUUAAUGGGCUGGUACAGCUGGAAAAGGACAUCACCUAUGAGAAGCUGAAUGAGUGGACCAGUGCAGACAUGAUGGAGUUGUAUGAAGUGCAGCUACACCUUCCCAAGUUCAAGCUGGAAGACAGUUAUGAUCUCAAGUCAACCCUGAGCAGUAUGGGGAUGAGUGACGCUUUCAGCCAGAGCAAAGCUGAUUUCUCAGGAAUGUCUUCAGCGAGAAACCUAUUUUUAUCCAAUGUUUUCCACAAGGCUUUUGUGGAAAUAAAUGAGCAAGGUACUGAAGCCGCAGCUGGCACUGGGAGUGAGAUAGAUUCACGAAUUAGAGUCCCAUCCAUCGAAUUCAAUGCAAAUCACCCAUUCCUCUUCUUCAUCAGGCACAAUAAAACCAACAACAUUCUUUUUUAUGGAAGAUUAUGCUCCCCCUAAAUCCCGCAUAUCUCUCAACAAACAAGGCCAUCUUACAGUGUGAAAAAUGUACCAUGAGAUGGAAGAGCACAAUUUUCACAAAAAUGAGUUUGUAGUCUAAACCUUUUUCAUAUUUGAAUAUAAGUAAAUAGAUCUUGAAAUAAUGCAUUCUAAUGAUCCUGUCAUAUCUGUACAGCUGGAGAGAAUAACAAGUUUUAUUUUUACCACGUUAA